GCUUUAGUGUAGGCGACAUGUUAACACAUAUAGUGGUAUUACUUCUUUUUGUGGAAUGUUAUGCAGUGCCUUCAAGUACAAAAGUAAAACCGCCUUGUGCAUCGACGAGUAGUGAUUGCGUUCAGGAAAACACGCCAGAUGUCUCCUGGAUCAGAAUAUUAGUUGGGUUACCAGAUUCACUGCCACAGAUCCCUAACAUUAAAGUAGAAAUCUCGAACGAUAUGAAAAAAGCGGACUGCAAUUGCGAAAACGAGCCAACUCAUCGUCCAGAAUGCACUACAGAUGCUCCAUCUGUGGAACCGACUGACCGUACCGACACCAGUUCAUAUAUUCCACGCUCAGAACCUACAGAUAAUGGCGACAUCUUUACAACUAAUCCACCAACAGAACUCACAGAUAAUGGCGACAUCUUUCCAAGUAAUCCACCAACAGAACCGACCGACGGUGGCGACAUCUAUACAAGUAAUCCACCAACAGAACCGACCGAUGGUGGCGACAUCUAUACAAGUAAACCACCAACAGAACCAACCGAUGGUGGCGAAAUCUAUACAAGCAAUCCACCGAAAGAACCCACAGAUAAUGGCGACAUCUUUACAAGUAAUCCACCAACAGAACCGACCGAUGGUGGCGAAAUCUAUACAAGCAGUCCACUAACAGAACCCACAGAUAAUGGCGACAUAUUUCCAAGUAAUCCACCAACAGAACCGACCGGUGGUGGCGACAUCUUUACAAGUAAUCCACCAACAGAACCGACCGAUGGUGGCGAAAUCUAUACAAGCAGUCCACCAACAGAACCCACAGAUAAUGGCGACAUAUUUCCAAGUAAUCCACCAACAGAACCGACCGGUGGUGGCGACAUCUUUACAAGUAAUCCACCAACAGAACGGACCGAUGGUGGCGAGAUCUAUACAAGUAAUCCACCAACAGAACCCACAGAUAAUGGCGACAUCUUUACAAGUAAUCCACCAACAGAAACGACUGAUGGUAGUGAUAUCUCUACACAUAAUUCACCUACAGGUAGCGAAUCACCUAUCUGCAUUAACAAUGAAUAUUAUUUCGCCUUCGCGGAUCCUGAAGAUUGUUCCACAUUCUACAUGUGUUUCGGUAGGAGGUUAGUCAGCUUGAAAUGUCCCUACAGCUACUUUUGGGACGAGGAAAGAAAGACUUGCAGGUGGAACAGCCUGGUGGAUUGUAAAUCGAGGCCAAAACCUGGGUUUCAACAACCAGAUGUAGCCGUGCGUAAAAUUGAUUCAGCUAACGCGAUCUGCAGGACGAAUCGGAAUGAUUACGUUGGAAAUCCAAACGACUGCUUCACCUAUUUCUCUUGCUUUGGUAGAAGUCGUCAGUUGCUUAAGUGUCCUAUGCAACACGUAUUCAACAAUAAUUUAAAAGCAUGUGUUGCUUUAUUACCAGGAGUCUCCGAAACACCGGGUAGUUGCGGAAUGAUUAAAAUAUAA
Messenger RNA from Cylas formicarius (sweet potato weevil), 1457 nucleotides. RefSeq names its product cell surface glycoprotein 1. Lineage: Eukaryota; Metazoa; Arthropoda; Insecta; Coleoptera; Brentidae. The record is from RefSeq and is a predicted model, not a curated record. Gene Ontology annotation, molecular function: chitin binding. The transcript is spliced from 24 exons. Gene Ontology annotation, cellular component: extracellular region. Bases 18 to 1457 code for a protein of 479 amino acids.